AGAGCACAUCGUAGCUCAGUUCUAUGCCACAUAUCAUUUUUGUUUUAAUCCUUGGAGUAGAUCUGUCUUUUUACAAUUUCAAGCCUCAGUAAAUGGUCAACUCAACAACUGUCUUCUGAGUCUUUGCUAUCUGUUAAGCUAUGCAGUGCGAUGCAUACGCAAGGGCAGAAUAGUAAAAAGACACUACUCAGCUGGAAAGGCAGCGAAAUAAUUCUGUGAUCAGCACGCUACUACUUCAACCUAAAGACUCAUUCAUCAGACAGCAGUACGAUGAAUGACCAGGAAGAAGAACUCCGGUCUGUGGACACCAGGUCCCGGGCCUCAAGUCACAGGUCAUCAACAAGGUCAAGCAAGUCAUCUGCCAGUGCUGCAGCGACAAGGGCAAGAGCUAAAGCCGAAGCAGCAAAAAUAAAGGUAUCCUUCGCAGAAAGGGAGGCAGCCAUGAUGAGGCAGAAAGCAGAGGUGGAGGCAAACCUUUAUGUUUUGAAGCUGGAAAGUAAAGCUGUGGCCGCAUCUAAAGAGGCAGCCAUAUUUGAAGCAGCUGCAGCAGAUUUGGAAGAAGGACAUCUUGGUGAGUUACAGGAUUUAGCUCAGGAGGAUCCAGCAAGACGCACAACAGAAUACAUUGAUAAACAUUCAUUUUUACAAAACACUCACCAACAGUUUCAAAACGUGGAAACACAGAAACUCACUUCUCACAAUAACGGACAGCAGGGCAUACAUUGGCCACACAAGGGUGCAGAUGAGCACAAACCCACUGAGGACCUACACUAUGCAUCGCUUCCUGUCUCUCCAGCAUUCGUUCCAAAUAACUACUCAGCUCCAACUCCUCAUACUCCUGAUCUUGCUCAGUAUCUCGUGAGAAAAGAGAUGGUGAGUUCUGGGCUCCUUGCCUUUGAUGAUCGUCCAGAAAAUUACUGGGCAUGGAAAUCAUCAUUCCAAGCAGUUACAAGGGAGCUGUAUCUGUCUGACCACGAAGAGCUCAACCUCCUUGUCAAAUGGCUUGGACCGGAGUCAGCAGCACAUGCAAAGCGGAUAAGGUCAGUGCACGUUCAUAACCCCACAGCAGGUGUCAGUAUGAUAUGGCGGCGCUUAGAGGAAUGUUAUGGAUGCCCAGAGGUGAUCGAAAAUGCCCUUCUAAAACGAAUAGAGACAUUUCCAACCACCUCAAACAAAGACAUCCACCAGCUCAGAGAGCUAGGUGACUUGCUACUGGAGAUAGAUGCCGCUAAAUCUGGUGGAUUCCUGCCUGGCCUAGCAUAUUUGGACACUGCAAGAGGUGUUAAUCCAAUAGUGGAAAAGCUUCCUUACAAUCUACAGCGCUGGGUAACGCAAGGCUCCAGGUAUAAGGAAGAUUAUCUUGUGCCUUUCCCACCUUUCAGCUUCUUUGUGAAAUUUGUAUGUGCCCAGGCAAAGAUCAGAAAUGAUCCAAGUUUUGCAUUCAGUCUCUCCUCUUCCCAAAGUGACAUUAGAGUGGAUAGAAUACCUAAAUACACUCCGAGAACAGCUGUUUCAGUUAGGAAAACUGAAGUGACUGCUUCUGCCUCACAGCAAGUGACUGACAAGAUUCCUCCCCUCGACACCAAUGCUCCUAUUCUCCUUCUGCUCGGAAGAGACAUUCUGCGUCUACAUAAGGUGCGUGAACAGUGUAACGGGCCUCACAACUCACCCUACGCCCAGCGCCUUGACCUUGGCUGGGUCAUAGUUGGAGAAAUAUGCCUGGAUGGGACUCACAAUUCAAACAAUGUCAACGUCUACAAGACCCAUGUCCUUCAAAAUGGACGCCCAUCCUUUCUUAAGCCGUGCACGAACAGCAUUCAGGUGAAGGAGAGGUUAAAUGGUCCAGCCAAGCAUCAUCUUCCAGCCCCAUCUCACAGCCUGGAAAACGUCCUUAAUGGAAGUUUAGAUUGUAUAGGAGAAAGUGUGUUUCGAAAAACACCUGAUGACGACAAACCAGCCCUGUCUGUGGAUGACAAGGUCUUUCUCCGAAUCAUGGAAAACGAGGUGUAUAUGGAUGAUGAAAACCACUGGGUGGCACCACUGCCCUUUCGCUUCCCCCGCAAGCCCCUUCCUAAUAACAGGGAACAUGCCUUGCAGCGUCUCUCCAGCGCUCAUUCAGAAGGAGACCAGACAUGA
Molecule: messenger RNA, 2136 nt
Organism: Gymnodraco acuticeps
Lineage: Eukaryota; Metazoa; Chordata; Actinopteri; Perciformes; Bathydraconidae
Exons: 3
Coding region: 271-2136 (621 amino acids)
Source: RefSeq, a predicted model, not a curated record